UUGGUGGUGGAGUGUUGAAUGGGCAAAGCUGCUCUGAAGAUGGAGUAUAUAAAGAAUAGAGGUGCUUGGGUUCCGCAGAAGGAAGUGUGAAGAAAAGAACAAUGGCCAAAUUAAGCCUACUGUUUGAAUUGUCAUGCAUUUUCUUGAUCUUGUUUCCUUUAUUCAGCCCUUGUCUUUGUUGUCCUCAAUAUCAGAAAGAAGCCCUCCUCCAGUUCAAGUUUUUAUUGUUGGGAAACACUUCCUUGUCAAGUGUGAAGCAUCCAAUUUCCGAGUCAUGGAACCUCAGUUCCGAUUGCUGUCAGUGGGAACGAGUCACCUGUGAUUCGAAACAGCAUGUGACUAUUCUUAACCUCUCCAGCCUCACUUCAUCAUUAAGCCAGAAAUCUGUUGUGACAUCUGAUGUUUUAACCCCACUCUUUCAUUUACAAACACUCACCUCUCUUCACAUUUCUCUUAAUGAUAUACAUGGCCAAAUUCCAGGGGUUGGGUUUGCCAAUUUAACUGAACUUGUCGAACUGAUUAUGGUUGAAAAUAGUUUUAAUGGUUCCAUUCCUCCUCAGUUGUUUUCUUUAAGGCAUUUGGAGAAGCUUGAUCUUGGUCAUAAUUUGAUUGCGGGUACAUUAGGCAGCAACUUGGGAAAUCUUUCGAAUCUGAGGGAGUUGCGCUUGAAUGAUAACUUGUUCCACGGACAGAUUCCUAAGCAGAUUGGUCGUCUGGGUGAGUUGUAUUUAUUGGAUUUGGGAUAUAAUUUUUUCUCCAUGGGGAUACCAACUGAGAUUGGUAACAUGUCGAGCUCUGCAUAUCUAUACUUAAGCAGCAACAAUUUAUCAGGAGAGAUCCCUUCUUCAAUGCAAAAGUUGGAACACUUGAAAGAACUUUAUUUGGAAAAUAAUGUCCUUUCUGGUAAAAUCCCACCUUUUAUGUUUCUUUUAAAAGACAUAUAUUCUCUUGUUCUCUCAGGGAAUGAUUUCUCAGGACUGUUGCCGGAUAAUUUUACUGAAGGUUAUGGUAUUGGAUUACUUGCACUGUCCGAUAACAAUCUGUCUGGUCCAAUACCAAGCCCCCUGGCAAAUGGGAUUGAAUACUUCUUGGACUUAUCAGGCAACAAAUUUUCAAGCUUUCCAAAAUUUUAUUUUGAUUCAUCAUUGUAUUAUAUUAAUCUUGCCUCCAAUAAAAUCUCUGGUGAGCUUCCUAUGAUUUUUCCUGAUAUGACAGGAGUACUGAUAUUAAGCCAAAAUGAGCUUUUUGGUUCCCUGCCUCGAGAACUUGCAUACCUUGAUCGGCUCCAGUACCUUGAUCUCCAUGACAACAACUUGACAGGUGAAAUUCCUAAAAAUCUAGGAAAACUCUCUGAAUUAACUGUAUUGGACGUGAGCAACAAUAAAUUUCAUGGUCACAUUCCAAAUGGUCCUCAAAUGGAUAGAAUGAAUGAUCCAAACUCUUAUGUCAACAACAGCGGAUUGUGCGGAAUGCAAAUUCGAAUUCCUUGUGGAAAGCUACCACCUGAACAAACGCCAAUUGAGAGAAAGCAAGAGGAAAGUAAAAGUUGGAAGACAUGGUUUUCAUGGGAAAUGGCAGUGAUCGGAUAUUCUUCUGGAUUUUUAUCAACAAUUUUGGUCUUAUAUGUCAUCGGCUACUUCAAUAUUGCAUCACCAUGGAAUCGAAGACGCAAUUUCAGGCACAACAAUCAUUUUGGUUUUAGGCUCAAUAAUUGUUGCUCUUAAACAUUUGCUAUUUGGGAAUUGCAAUGAGAGUGCUGCAUCUGUUUCCUCUUCAGGCAAGAAAUCUUUUCCCCUUGUCUGAAUUUCUGUUUGUAAGAACUUUCCUUUCCUCUUCCUUUUUCUUUCUCGUUUACUUUGUCGUCUCCUGUAUGACAUUAUUAUUAUAAUAAUAUCAAAGCGUUUCUCUUA
This is a messenger RNA of Hevea brasiliensis (rubber tree), 1910 nucleotides long. Its product is annotated as receptor-like protein 46. Gene Ontology annotation, cellular component: plasma membrane. Lineage: Eukaryota; Viridiplantae; Streptophyta; Magnoliopsida; Malpighiales; Euphorbiaceae. Gene Ontology annotation, molecular function: receptor serine/threonine kinase binding. The record is from RefSeq and is a predicted model, not a curated record. The transcript is spliced from 2 exons. The coding region runs from base 102 to 1724 and encodes 540 amino acids.